AGGCAAGAACGCCAAGCUUCGCUUUGAAGAAUUGACCGAUAGUGGCAUUAGGUGCGGAGCUAGUGUAGAUCAUUGAUCUGCCUGACAAUCAGCCAUGGGAAGCUCUUGACAACGGAUAGCGUGUAACUUGUAUGCGGCCGCAAAAUGUGACGAAUAGUACGCAGAUAAAAAAAAAACAUGAUAUAUAUUUUUUUUAAAUAUGUAGUUUAAAGAAAGACGUUUCUGUAAAAUAUUUAUUCAUAUCACCAUGCAGCCGUAAACUUCAACUCCUUCGAAGUGGAUGUGUAUUUUCAGCUUCAACACUUAGUUUGAACAAGAUGGAAGUUAUUACACCAUAAACGUUCUGCGGUGACUGACGAGAUGGGAAAAUGGGAGAUAUCAAUGAACCCAGUGCAGGAGUGGGGGGAGGAGUUUGAGGAGGGGGCGUUGUAUGGGAUCACCCUGCGUCGGGAGCCCGUCCAGAUACCAGCCAGCCCCACCGAUGCCCGGCCAUGCAUGGCCUUCGUCCAGUACCGGACCUGCAAGGUGCGCAGGCUGAAGGCAGCCACCCUGAACCGGCUGGUGAGCCACCUCCUGGACCCCUGCUGCCAGGAGCCCGACUACAGACAGAUCUUUCUGUCCACCUACCAGACCUUCACCACUACCAGUGCACUCAUUGAGCUGCUCUUCCAGAGGGACAAUGGGGCUUCAGACGCGUACAACAGUGAAUGUCACAGGAGGCGUCUGUUGCCCCUGAUCCAGACUUGGUUGGAGGAGUACAGUGAGGACUUCCGGGAUCCUCCUCAGCACCCCUCCCUAAGGCUGCUGAUGGACCAUCUGCAUAGCCUGUCCUCCUUCUGUUCACUGGCCCAGCGCUCUGAAACUCUGCUUAAGAAGUUCCAGAGAGAAGAAAUGGAUACUGGUGGCCAUUCUUCCCAGGCUGAGGUUAAUCAGGAAGAUGAGGGCUCAGGGGAGGAAGGCCUAGAAUGGGACAGCCCACUGGAUCAGGGUGACAUCAUGGACUUCUCAGUCACAGGCAUCGCAGAACAGCUCACCCGACUGGACGCUGGGCUGUUUGGGAAGGUGGUUCCGUACCAGUGUCUGGGCUGUGUGUGGUCCCAGAGAGACAAGAAGGAGAACCUGUCUGCUACCGUCAGCGCCACCAUUGCCCAGUUUAAUGCAGUCACCAACCGAGUCAUCACCUCCCUGCUCUGCCGGCCCACCUCCAGCCCCACUUCCGUCCACAGGGCCUCCAGCCCAGCUCAGAGGGCCUGCGUCAUUGAGAAGUGGAUCAGAGUAGGACAGGAGUGUCGGCAGCUGAAGAAUUUCUCCUCUUUGAGGGCCAUCCUGUCUGCCCUUCAGUCCAAUGCUGUCUACAGGCUGAGGAAGACGUGGGCUGCUGUGUGUAGGGACAGCGUGGAGAUCUUUGACAACCUCUGUGAAACCUUCCCUGAUGAGAACUGUGUGUUGAGCAACAGAGAGAUCAGUGUGGAGGAUGGAAGCCAAACAGCCAUGGAUAACAUUUCUCCCAAGAUAUCCAAGCGAUGUCCUGUUGCCAGACAGAUGAGCACCUCCAGUGGGGUGGUUCCUUACCUGGGCACGUACCUGACUAUCCUCACAAUGCUGGACACUGCUCUACCAGAUGCUGUGGAGGGGGAACUCAUAAACUUUGAAAAGAGGAGGAGGGAGUUUGAGAUUCUCUCUCAGAUCCGGCAGCUCCAAGCCUCCUGCUCUCAGUACAACCUGCCCCAUCACACCAGGAUCACUGCCUGGUUGCAGGGCCAGAAGCUGCUCACUGACCAGGAGAGCUAUGAACUGUCCAGAAACCUGGAGCCUCCAAUAGACCUCUGCUCCCCAGGCGCCUGGAGCCACCGUUUGCUCAGCAAGAAACUGUCCUCACUCCUGAAAGUGAGUGAGGGAUCCAGCAGGAAAAACCAUGCAGACCAGAUCAGUGUGUCGUCUUCAGGGUCCAGUGGCUCUGAGAUGGAGGAUCUCUCCACCCCUCCCUCCACACUCAGACUGCAGUCUAUGUCCAGCUCCUGUCAAAAUGUGGCAGAGGCCUUACCCUCCUCCCCGGAUGGCUCCACUCCCUCCAGUUGUUCCUCCAGUUCUCAGCCUGACCUCUCUGCUCCAGUGGCUGCCCACCCUAAACCCUUGCUGGCCUCUCAUCACAAGCGCUCUGUGUCCAUGACCUCCCUCCCCCUCUACAACAGACAGGUGGCUGACUCCUGUAUAGUGAGGGUCAGUGUGGAGGCUGGCAACGGCAACAUGUACAAGAGCAUCCUGCUGACUAGUCAGGACAAAACUGCCCAGGUGAUCCAGAGGGCCCUGGAAAAACACAACCUGGAGCACCUGACCUGUCAAGACUUCACCCUCACACAAUUGAUCUCCCAGGAAAGAGAGUUACUCAUUCCGGACAAAGCUAACGUCUUCUACGCCAUGUGCACGUCGGCAAACUUUGACUUUGUUCUUCACCAGUGUCCAAAGGGUCAAAAGAAACCUCUGUGCGCUACUUCCAGCCUUGGACGUUAUUCAAAGUAGACAGCGUACUAUGGCAAUGAUGAGUAACUGCAAACCAGGACUGAGUUCAAAGGAUUUUGUACAGACAUUUAGCUGGUUGUAGUUUUGUUUUUAAUAACUUUCUUUUAUGACAAAAAUCAUGUUUAAAUGUUCCAUGAUGGACAGACCCCUGUUUGGUUUGUUGUCAAGUGGGUGCCAUGAGAGGAACAGGUGGAAGAUGAUAGUCUGAUGGCACUUCAUGUAAAAUACACGUGUUGUGUAUAUACGUCUGAAGACAACAGAUUUGGGGCUACAUUUUGAAACCCAUUGAACAGAAUGUCCUUUAUUUAUUGGUGGAGCGAACUCUACAUGAAUUCCACCAUUGAACACUCAACAUUCCUCAAAGACUUCCCUGAGGUGCUUUACUUUGUGGAAAGGAGUCACAUUGGAUCAGCAUCAGCAGUGACUGUGAUGCUCUCUCCCUCAGUCACACACCAAUAUACAGACACUUAUAGUUGUUUCCUAUUGUCUCCUCUCCCUUGAGCAAAACCAGUCAUCUAUUUGUUUUAAUGAGACAGAUGACUGACGUUUCCCAACAGGGAGAGACAACCCAUGAGCCUUAAAAUGGAAUUAGGUCACAGGAGAUGGCCUGCCACUGCCACCUGAGAAGUGGAUGGGAAUGUUCUCACCCGGAUCACUAUGUUCCCCAGGGUAUCAGCCCGCCGUCAUGGCGAUACUGAUUGGGGCUGUGCGUGCGAAAGGAGGGGCUGCCCUGACUGGCUGGAUAGCAUUCCACAUACACUACAGUCAGUUGCUGUAGAGGGGAAACUGACAAACAUUUAAGGACUCAGACUGUCAAAGUUUAAAUGAUGGUGAUAAUAAUGUGUGUGUUGUAAAUGGUUCUGUGUUGCAUUUCAGUGUUAAUACUUUGUUUUUUUCUGUUCAUUUUACGUUGUUUUCUAUUUGUCUCCUAUAAUGCUCUUGAUGAUUAAGU
This is a messenger RNA of Salmo salar (Atlantic salmon), 3472 nucleotides long. Its product is annotated as ral guanine nucleotide dissociation stimulator-like 1. Gene Ontology annotation, biological process: Ras protein signal transduction. The record is from RefSeq and is a predicted model, not a curated record. Gene Ontology annotation, cellular component: plasma membrane. Gene Ontology annotation, molecular function: guanyl-nucleotide exchange factor activity. NCBI's taxonomy places the organism in Eukaryota, Metazoa, Chordata, Actinopteri, Salmoniformes, Salmonidae.